CUCUCCCUCCUCAACCUUCCCCCUCGAUUCCCGCCAGAAUCUUCUGUAAUACCUUCAUCUUCCUUCUCCCAGAAUCUCAUUGCUCAUCGGCCGUUCCAACUUUCCAACCUUGAAUUUGUUCCUGAAUCCAUUCAUACUUGCAUUGGAUAUAUAAUCUGAAUGUAGUUUGAUGUACUGAUGCCUGUGAGCGUUGAUCUCGGCAUCCCUUUCCUUCUUCGCUCCCUAAAAACAUUUUUCCUCUUUUCAAGUUGUUUCAGUUAGACCCAGUUGAGCGAUUUUCAACUCUCUCCUUUGCUUCCUAAAUGCUAAUUUAGAUCAUGCUGGUGCGGCUUAGAUUUAGUCCUGAAAUUCAUAGAAGCCGCAUUGCCAAUGCUUUAGUACUUGGGGUUCUGAAAAUUAUGGAGGUCUGAGAAUUUGCGCACGCGCACUUUGUUAUCUGAAUAAAUUCAGAGCUUCCCCUUGUUUAGUGGGCUGAGAGAGCAUCUUUCUAGCAUUAGAAUAUUUAUAGUAAAUAAGUUUCCUUUUAUUAGCAUUUAUUUUAGCCGCGGAAAGAAUCCAAAGGUGCAGUUUCUCGGCAUUUAAUGAUCAUCACUUAGUUCAAGGAUUCUUAGAAGUAUUUGAGAAGAGGAAGCUCUCUCACGUAAGCUGGUGAGUGAAUCGAAGUGACCCUUUCACAGAUGUUGCUUCGAUGGGCGAAAAAAGGCGAUGGGAAACUAAGCAAGCGCAGUAAUGACAUUGACGACAUGGAAAUGCAGCUCAAUAUUUUGGGCUCAGGCAAAAUCGAAAGGCCUAAGAAAUUGAUUAUGCGGCCUCGAAUUAAGGUUUGGAUGGUAAGGACAAUUACAACUGUGAUACUCUGGAGUUGUGUUGUUCAGCUUAUGGCUCUGUGUGACUUGUGGGCUCCGAGAUUGUUGAAGGACAUGCCUUGCUAUUUUAGUCACACUGGUUUACCUCCUCCUACAAAGAUAGAUGAAGACCAGUCUCGAGCUUCAGCUAAGGCUGAACUCUCACCCAGAAAUGUAAGGAUACAGAAAGAGAAGUCUCGCGUUUCAGAUAAGCUUGUCCUGCCAACUGUAAGUGUAAAGAUCGAGAAAGAGAAGCCUCGCGUUUCAGAUAAGCUUGUCCUGCCAACUGUAAGUGUAAAGAUCGAGAAAGAGAAGCCUCGCGUUUCAGAUAAGCUUGUCCUGCCAACUGUAAGUGUAAAGAUCGAGAAAGAGAAGUCUCGCGUUUCAGCCAAGCCUGUGCUUCCACCCAAAAGGAUAUAUAAGAACAAUGGCUAUAUUAUAGUUUCUUGCAAUGGAGGACUCAACCAAAUGCGAGCAGCAAUAUGUGACAUGGUCACCAUUGCUAGAUACUUGAAUGCAACUCUCAUAGUUCCAGAGCUUGAUAAAACCUCCUUCUGGGCUGAUCCGAGUGACUUUGAAGACAUAUUUGAUGUAGAUCAUUUCAUUACAUCUUUAAGAGAUGAGGUUCGAAUAUUAAAGAAACUACCACCUAGGCUCAAGAAAAGAGUUGAUGCAAAGCAACACUACUCAUUGUCGCCUGUUAGCUGGUCCAAGAUAUCAUACUAUGAACAUCAGAUCCUUCCUCUAUUGCUGAAACACAAGGUUGUGCAUUUAAACAGAACUGACACUCGACUAGCGAAUAAUGGACUACCUUUAGAGAUUCAAAAGCUUCGGUGCCGAGUAAAUUUAAAUGCUCUGAGGUUUACCCCUCAGAUAGAGCUACUUGGUAGAAGGAUUGUCAAAAUUUUGAGGGAAAAGGGACCUUUCAUUGUACUUCAUCUUAGAUAUGAGAUGGACAUGUUGGCUUUUUCAGGCUGUACGCAGGGCUGUGACAGUCGUGAGGUGAAGGAACUCACAGAAAUGAGAUAUUCUAAAGACUGGUGGAAGGAGAAAGUAAUUAAUUCUGAAGUGAAGAGGAAAGAAGGUUUCUGCCCUUUGACACCUGAGGAAACUGCUCUGACAUUGACAGCACUAGGCAUAGAUCGCAAUGCCCAAAUUUAUAUUGCUGCUGGUGAUAUAUAUGGUGGAGAGAGAAGGAUGGCGAAUUUACGCGCAGCAUUUCCUAAUCUGGCGAAGAAGGAAACUCUACUGGAGCCUUCAGAUUUGCAGUACUUCCAAAAUCAUACCUCCCAAAUGGCUGCUCUGGAUUAUCUAGUCUCUCUUGAGAGUGAUAUAUUUAUUCCAACUUAUGAUGGGAACAUGGCUAAAGUCGUGGAAGGCCACCGCAGAUUCCUGGGAUUCAAGAAGACAUUACUACUGAAAAGGAAGCUGCUAGUGAACUUAAUAGAUCAGUACACCACAGGCUCAUUAAGCUGGGAUGAGUUCUCUACUAUUGUAAAGGAAUUUCAUGCCUCUCAAAUGGGAAGUCCCAAAACAAGAGUGGUCAUACCAGAAAAACCCAAAGAAGAGGACUAUUUUUAUGCCAAUCCGCAAGAAUGUUUGCAAAUGUUAGAUGAACCAUCGAGAAGCACAUGAUAAUGCGAGUCUGAUUUAUAUACAUGGUUUCAUCCAUUGAAUGGUGGCAACUGGUAUAUAUAUAAUAUAUAUUACUUGAGGAAGGUCCAUGGUUCUUUACAAGAAAAAGGUUCUGGUACAAGAGAGUGAGACUGCCUGCUUAUUCCUCACAAGCAUCAUUGGCAUCAUUUAGGUAACACUGAUCAAAUUCCAUGUCUAUGAGUGGACAGAUUUUUGUGCGGAGCAAAUAGUAAGUGAUGUCAAAUCUUCACCAUAAGUGAAAGGUGCAGUAUUUUCUAUUCAUUUAUAUCUAAUCGCAUAAAAUUUUUCUUCAAUAGUUUUACGCUAAUGGCAACAAAUAC
Messenger RNA from Neltuma alba, 2821 nucleotides. Its product is annotated as rhamnogalacturonan I rhamnosyltransferase 1-like. The record is from RefSeq and is a predicted model, not a curated record. Gene Ontology annotation, cellular component: cytoplasm. The coding region runs from base 678 to 2480 and encodes 600 amino acids. The transcript has 8 exons. Lineage: Eukaryota; Viridiplantae; Streptophyta; Magnoliopsida; Fabales; Fabaceae.